AUCACUGAUUUGACAAGACAUAUAACGCUGUUCUAGCGCAAAUGAUGACAUUGCUACGAAACAGAGUAUUUCUGCAAAGCCUAGCAGCCAGGCUAUUGGGUCACUCAAGAGCCCCAGUCAUUCAUUCAAGUAAUAACCCGGCCCUCUUCUACGCUGGUCACCUCGUCACUCGCUUGGCGUUUCAUCAUAAACUGCUUUCGUCUUCAACUCCCACAACCAUGGAGAGGUCUAUAGAAAGCCAGGAAAUCAAACGGCCUACGACAGCUAUCAGAUCAGCUGCCCUUGCUGAUGCCACAGCGAUCGCCGAACUUGGCGCGCACGUAUUUACGGUUACGUUUGGUCAUUCAGUUGAGCCGCAUGAGCUGCAAGCAUUUCUCGACGAGGCUUACAGCCUCAAGGCGAUCAUGAAAGAUCUCAAAGAUCCAAACAAGGACACAAUCAUGGCUACUGAUUCAACGGGCGAUAUCUUGGGCUUCGCCAUGCUCACUCGGGGCACAUCCGAGCCGUGCCUGAACCACCUCGACGGGCUUGUCGAGCUGCAACGCAUAUACAUGUAUCCCAAAGCACACGGCACGGGCGCCGGCAAGCUCCUAGCGAGCAAGUUGGAGGAUAUGGCUCGGGAUCAAGGAUUCAAAUACAUUUGGUUGGGUGUCUGGCAAGAGAACCACCGGGCGAAAAAAGCAUACGAGAAGUGGGGGUACAAGGCAUGCGGCACCCAUGACUUUGCUGUUGGUCCCGUAGUACAGACUGACGACAUCAUGGUGAAAAGGCUCUGAAUAGAAGGCUCCAAGUUAUAUGGUACAAUCCAUCUUAGAAUGUGAAGGGGGCUUAUCAUGCUUAGGCGAGCUUCCUUUUACAGUCAUCUAAAGAAUGAGAUGCCGAAGAGGAACAAAAUGAUGCUUAGACAUGUAGGCCAUAGGCUGCAAGUGCAAGAGGACAAGAAUCAUAGAGAAAGCAUAUCCAAAGCGGGGAGUCGUUCGGCCAGAACAAUCAAGAGAGCUGUCUUCACAUCACAAGGGAAGAAACAGCCCAUGGUUCAUAAUUAUCUACCAGAGCCCCUCUUUUACAUUUUCUUCCAGUCAUAUGCCAG
Molecule: messenger RNA, 1090 nt
Organism: Colletotrichum navitas
Lineage: Eukaryota; Fungi; Ascomycota; Sordariomycetes; Glomerellales; Glomerellaceae
Product: acyl-CoA N-acyltransferase
Exons: 1
Coding region: 42-776 (244 amino acids)
Molecular function (GO): acyltransferase activity, transferring groups other than amino-acyl groups
Source: RefSeq, a predicted model, not a curated record